GCCCAGGUUGCGCGCUGCCGGAAGCGAACCUCCUCUCCCCCCCCAUGCUGCUCGUCUUGUAUAUAAAUCGAGUCUUCCAAGGAGGACUCUGUCAAUCUUUUCUCUCUUCCCUCCUCACCCGCACAUUCGCUGUAAUUCGCACCCUGACUUUUCAGUCAAUUUCAUUCGUUAUUUCAGCAUACCUAAUUACCCCUCCCGCUCUACCUAAUAAUCCUCAACCACGACCACUCUCCUUACGAGAUCCCCGUAAUACCAGACAACUCAGUCAAAAUGAAGUUCACCGUUGCUGCUAUUGCUUUCGCCGCUGGCGCUUCCGCCACCUACCCCGUCGCCUCGAGCUCCCCGGUCGACAGCUACCCCGUCGUCUCCAGCUCCUCCGUCGACAGCUACCCCGUCGUCUCGAGCUCGUCCGCUGCCAGCUACCCGGCUGCUAGCUCGUCCGUAGCCAGCUCUUCUCCUGUGGUCACCUACCCGGUCCCCACUAGCGAGGCUGUCUCCAGCCCUGCUGGCUACCCCUCUGCCAACGCCACCAAGUACACCACCGAGGUCGUUACCUCGUACGAGACGUACUGCCCUGGCCCCACCCAGAUCACCUACGGCACCAAGACCUACACCGUCACCGAGCCCACCACUCUGACCAUCACCGACUGCCCUUGCACGAUUAGCAAGCCCAUCUUCGUGACCUCGUCCGUCUCCUGUGUUGCCUGCUCCGCGGCCCCUCCUCCCCCGGUCUACCCGACCAGCGUCCCAGUUGUCCCAGUUGUCCCCACCAGCUACACCAACAAGACCAUCCCGGCUACCACCCCCAGCACGGUCUACCCCACGGGCGGCGUUCCCGCCACCUCCGUCCCGUCGACGCCCAUCCCCACGGCUGGCGCUGCCAAGGUCGCCGUUGGCCUCGCUGGCCUGCUCGGUCUCGCUGUUGCCGCCCUAUAGAUCGGCUGCUAGCUUCGCAUUCACGUCUGACCUACGAUUCUCCUUUGUUCGAUAGUACCUAAUCCUUGGGGAUCGAGAGGGAUGUUUGCAACGCUCAUGACGGGAAGCAGACCGGAGUUGUGAUGGGAGGUUGGGAGUGUUUUAGACAGGGACUAAUGGCAUACGGUAUUCUGCAUUGCGCUUUGGAGUUGCGACAGCCACGCGUGCAGGAAAUCACUUUGAUUCUUGUAAUUUCUUGACUUGGUGUUUCGGACAGAGCCAUUUCCCUGCGGGGGUAUGUGUGAGGUCUAAGGCCAAGUUGGAAUGGUCGUGGGGGUUUGGUUUACGAAAAGCUUCUUCUGCCGGUAUUCGAAGGAGAGCUUGGUCGGUAUCGGACCUCUGACAGAAUCCAACCAUUUCAACCACUUGUCUCAUCGCCCAAGAAGUUUUCGCUCUUCGUGCCCCUGCUUCCUGUUGACUUCAGCGCGCUCACGUUCCCAAGUCGACAGCACAGUUUUAAUCCUCGGCAAUCGUUGCAGGUUUUUUGGUCCCUUCGCUGGAUGUUUUAUUGGUCUCUGGAAAUAUCACCGUGUUUGCGAGGUAUUGUACUAUAGUUCAAUUGCAGCGCAGACAUGGCCGGGAGGCUAAGUUUUGGUCCGGCAA
Durotheca rogersii is the source of this 1578-nucleotide messenger RNA. RefSeq lists its product as uncharacterized. Gene Ontology annotation, cellular component: fungal-type cell wall. Gene Ontology annotation, molecular function: structural constituent of cell wall. Bases 271 to 936 code for a protein of 221 amino acids. Lineage: Eukaryota; Fungi; Ascomycota; Sordariomycetes; Xylariales; Xylariaceae. The transcript has 3 exons. The record is from RefSeq and is a predicted model, not a curated record. Gene Ontology annotation, biological process: fungal-type cell wall organization.